This is a messenger RNA of Bemisia tabaci, 6841 nucleotides long. The record is from RefSeq and is a predicted model, not a curated record. NCBI's taxonomy places the organism in Eukaryota, Metazoa, Arthropoda, Insecta, Hemiptera, Aleyrodidae.
CCUUCAGAUCGCUGCCAAGACAGCCUCCGAGCAACAGAUCACUGCUCCAUCUCUACAUCUCUUGUUCGUGACUUUUUCCGCUUUUAUUUCCCUCUUGUUUCUUUUUUUUAAAUCCCAGUUGUCUCGAGGUAUCCUCCGAUGUUGGUUAGUGUUUAGAAGUCUCCACUCUAAAGUGGUCCUCGAGACAUAAUUUUAUUAUUUUUUGCUCUUUCACUUCGACGGAUUUUUUUUUACUUCGUGAAGUGAUGUUUUUCGAUUGCGUGGUCCUCCUUCGCCGCAGGAACCCCCGGGCACACUAAAAAAAUCUGAUUGUUCGAUAUCUUUUUUCAAAGGACCUGAUCAGUUAAUGUAAUUGUGUUCCAUUUUUAGUUCAAGCAUACAACCCCCCCCCCCCCCUCUCGAAAGUGGUGUAUUUCGAUCGAGUGGUCGCCACACUACCCCUGCGCAAUAUUUUACCGACAAUCGAAUUUUUAAACAAAAUUGAGUUUUCAAGUGCGGUUUUACGAAUGGUUUUCUGCCCCUGCUUGUUUACGUCUCGAAUAAUUUUUUUUCUGAAGGUGGUGUGUUUCGAUCGGAGUGUCUAUCUCGCGCACUCUAGCCUCCUUAGAUCUUAAAAGGAAUUAUAUUUUUGCAGGUUGCCUGCUUCCAGUAGUGUGUUCCCGUCCGGCAUGUGACUUAGACAUCUCCAACACUAUUCCUGUAAAUAUAAAACGAUGCUUUCGUUGAAUUUCACUCGGGCAGUGUUUAGAAUAAUGAAUCGAUGAAUCAAAUUUAACGCACCUCUAGAAAGUGCGUAGUGCUUACACACGUCGAUUCCCCCUGGCUAGCAAAUUAUAAUGCAAUUUCAUCAGUCUUCCGAGAAUCGUAAUGUUCUCAUCGGAGUUCGCAUUUUAUGCCGUCAAUUCUUCAGCUGUUGCCGUUUCGAAUUUUGAACUCGGACAUAUUUAUAUUUUGUGCACGUCCUCGCAGUUUCGUGACCGCUGUCAUGCGAAAUUCCGCGAAAACGAUCUACGCACGGAGACCCGGUAUCUAGCAGCUCGAUCCUCGCCACCGAGUCCUGUUUACAUCCAACGACUCCUGCCAUUUUAAUUUUUCAUUUUUUUAUUCGUUGUUUCUGCCCUAUGCUAACCCGAGGAAAAGCUCCCCGCGCGAUCCACUCUGGUGGAAAUUAAACCGGUGUCUGUGACCUUAAACUAUCAAUAUGUAUAAAUUAGUCGGAACGUACCUGCCGCUCUUUCUGUGCAGUUUCUGCUUGUGCAAGUACUCGGUGAGUUCGGAUACAACCGCUAUUGGAAAUUCAAGAUUCCAUGCGGAUUACGACGCGUCAGCUGAAGGAAAUGAUUUCUCGGAAUGGAGGGAGAAGGGAAAUUUUAGGACUUCCCCGGCUCGGAAAGUUCGUGAAAGUUCGGUCGCGAUAUGUCCCAAAACAAACUCCAGUUGCGCGAUGAAGUUUGAAGGAAACGUUCUCACGUCAGAGGUGAGCAGCAUGGAAAAAAUAUUUGAAUCCGAUGACUUGAAUUCGGAAAAAUCGCUCGUUGACGUCGAGGGAAACCGGUUGACAGAGGGCAAAAACCUGGUGCGAAGCGAGCUCUUCAGUUCUGUAGACGAUGAGAAGAUACUCACAUCGGAGGACAGCAGUAUUGAACAAAUUUUCAAAUCCGAAAGUAGUACUGUUGAGAUCAGCAAUUUGAAUCGGGGAAACGGCGGAGGCGCAACGCGGAAUAACGAAAUGGCAGUGGAUAUCGAUGACAACUUCUGGAAUAUCGAUUUCGGGUCAGGAAACUCGCCCGGUUUGGAAUCCGUCACCAACGAAGUUAAGCAGAAAUCUAACGAUGUCCAACAGACAAGCGAAAAACCACCCCAGAUGAAUCAUAAGUUGCGGCACAAUACCACUCACAACGAACGAUCGGGGACUAUGAAAAGCAUCGAGGAUGUCCCGUCGCAAAAGCUGAAUGAAGUCCGAACGUCGCCUGCGAGUGUUUUAAAAAAUGUCGAAUUUGUCGAUGGAUCGGACUUAAAACCGGCUCAGAUCUACGUGAACAACACUGAAAAACCAACGAAGCCAAGGAAGAAGGGUGGCAAGAGGAAACAUCCGCCCGGUGAGAGGCACCCGGGAAGACCGAGUCAAUCUGAGCAGAAAUCAACCCUCGAGGCGGAGUCUCCAAGCCACGGAAGCGACAGCACUCCUUCAACCCCGUCUCGAAGCGAAGAGGGUGCCCUGACGUCGAGCGCCCCCAAGUGGGCACGGAGCGACGUCAGAGGGAAGAAAGCCCGGAGCGGGGGGCUGAAACGCGAGAAGCGGAAGCGAAAAGACUCGAAGAGGAAGAAAUCGGUGAUCCAUCCGAACGGGUUGUUCGACACGACGUUGUCAGCAGGGGUGGGGGCUCCAUCGGCGAUGGUGGCGUCGACGACUGGGGGCGGGGGCGGGCGACCGGGAGCCGACGGAAGGAAGAACUGGCGGCGGUUGCCGGAGGGCACGGCGGGGUCGGCGUCGUUGGCGUUCGUGUUCGACUCGACCGGGUCCAUGUGGGACGACCUGGCCCAAGUCAAGCACGGCGCCGUCAAGAUCCUCGAGACCAUCCGCGAGCGCGAUCCCACGCUCGUCGCCGACUACAUACUCGUCCCUUUCCAAGAUCCCGUCGUUGGACCGCUGUCAGUCUCCAAUGACCACGAGGAGUUCCUGCGCCGCCUCCAAGAGAUAGAAGUAUUCAGCGGCGGCGAUUGUCCCGAGAUGACUCUCAGCGCCAUCAUUUUAGCCCUCCAAGCCUGCAGGCCGCACUCCUUCGUUUACGUGUUCACCGACGCCCGUUCCAAAGAUUACGAGCGAAUCAACGAGGUGCUGCCUCUGAUCGAGAGGAAACAAACCCAGGUCAUCUUCGUCAUGACCGGGGACUGCGGAGACCCUCAACAUCCUGGUUACCAAGUCUUCGAAAAAAUCGCCGCCACAAGUUCCGGACAAGUCUACCAUUUGAAUAAAACUGAUGUUCAGGAGGUUUUGAAUUUUGUACGGGUGAGCUUGCAGUCUCAUAAAGUAAACUUGUUGGCUGUGGAUCGCUCGGACAAAAAUUCAUCAUCUGUAGAGGAACACGAGCUUCCAGUAGAUCAAACGCUGAAAGAGUUCACAGUAUCAGUGGCCGGGAUCCACCCAAAAGUGCAAGUUAUGAACCCAUCUGGAGAACUGCCGGAAAACUUGACCUCCCUAUUGGAUUUGGAGAAUGUAAAAAUAUUGAAUGUAAAACAACCGGAUCCAGGAAUAUGGAGGGUGAACGUCAAAAGUGAUGCGCAGUACACCAUCCGCUCUACAGGCCUCAGCAACAUUGAUUUCUCUUAUGGUUUCUCCGUGAGGCCUGCCAAAACCCUCAUCGAAACCAGUCAUCGACCCCUGAAAGGUGCUGAAAAUUCAAUUCUGAUUCAAACUGAGCCGAAGAAUAUUCAAAAUUUGACAAUGGUGUGUUUCUUGAAUGUCAAAGGUGAAAUUUUACAAAAUGUAACCCUUGAGCCCUUGACACCAAAGAAAGGUGUGUACAGCAGUGAGCCUUUUACUCCCAAUGGGGACUACUUUUAUGUCAGUAUCAAUGGUUUCAGCAAAGAUGGUACACCACUGAAAAGAAUAACACCAACUGCUAUAAGUCCCCAAUUACCAGCAAUUCCAGAAAUUCAGCCGACCACAAAUUACACCGGCCUGAUUCAUCAAGACAUCUCUCUCCAGUGUUAUGUUGAGUCUCUAGUCCCAUUUUCUGUACGUUGGUUCAAGGACAAUAAGGCUGUAGGACGAAAUAUACAGUAUCCACAGACUGCAGUAGCUGAAUGGAAGGUGAGCGAUCUCAAAAGUGAGGAUGAAGGCACUUACGCAUGUCAAGCCAAAAAUGCAGCUGGCUAUGCAAUGGAGAGGAUUCAUCUCUUCGUAACAGGAAACCCUCCUUUUAUUAGAACCACAGAUCAUGUAAUUGGUACCCCAGAUCAGCCUUCUAUUUUAGAGUGUAAAGUUGAAUCUUCCAUGACUUACAAUGUAACUUGGUUUCAAGGAAUAACAGGAGAAACGCGACAUUGGAAAGAAUUGAAACCUGACAGUAGAUUUUCACUUGGGAGUCAAAAUCAGCUGAUCAUAAAUCCAACGCUUGAAAGUGAUGCUGGAUGGUAUCAGUGUAUUGCUCAAAAUAGCGCGGGCUCUGGAAUGGGAAAAUUAUACUUGUCUGUCAAAGAAGAGCCAAAAAUUAGCAUUGAGCCCUCAUCAAUGAAAGUUACCAAAAAUGGAUCUGUUAUCUUGACAUGUACUGUCUUGAGAGGAACUCCCAAACCAAAACUCCUUUGGAGGAAAGAUGACUUACCCUUAAGUGAUGGCUUACAAGGCAAAUAUCAACUCAAGAAGACAGAAACUUCCUCAACUUUAAGCGUUAGCAAUGUUCAUUUUUCAGACGCUGGUUUUUACACAUGCCAUGCUGUAAAUGAUGUUAACAUUAUUACCAGUCAAGCUUUUGUUGAGUAUGUUGAAGCCCCUGUAGUUCAGGUUGAGAAGAGCUAUCAGUUUGUCAAAGAAGGAGACUUUGUGCGUUUCAAGUGUCAAGUUUCAGGACUUCCCCAACCUGCGGUAUCGUGGUUGAAAGAUGGGCAGUUGAUUGAAAUAAAUUCCAAUAUUAUCCGCAUUAAAGACGACCUGAGCAUACUGUCCGUAAAGUUGUCUGAUUCUGGUCAGUACACAUGUCGAGGUCAAAACAGUGAGAGUUCACAUUCAGACUCUACUAUCCUCGAAGUUGGGGUUCCACCAAAUACAAUUGAAAAUCACAUUGAUAAUACAAUUUCCGCUGUCAAUUUGGGUGAUGAUGUUGAAUUUCACUGCGCUGUCAAUGGUCUCCCAGUUCCCUCCAUCAUUUGGAAUCGCGAUGGAAACAUGUCUUUCUUGGAAUCAAAACGGUUUCAAAUCUCCAACGAUUCAGUGGUCCUCAAAAUCAUUGAAACAUCUUUAGAGGAUGAAGGCCUUUAUACAUGUGAAGCAGAGAAUAUAUUUGGCAAAACAACACUUGAGUUUCUUCUUAAAAUCACCGGAACUGAAGCUCCAAAGUUUGAAGAGACAAGUAAAAAUGAAAAUAUCUUGCAAAUUGCACCUGGAGAGAAGGCUUACCUGUCGUGCUCUCUUACUGGCGGGAAACCAAAACCAUCAGUUCUGUGGUACCAUAACCAGCUUCCGGUCAAUAUUGGGCACUCACGCUUUCAACAACAUGAUAAUGGUAGUCUAACCAUUUCUCAAAUAGGGAAGUUUGAUGGCGGAACAUACGUAUGUGUGGCCAGCAAUCCUCUCGGCUCUAUCAAAAAAGUUUUCACACUUCAAACUUACGAGCCACCAAAAUUUGAAGAAAAUUUACAGUCUUGGUUUCAUGUAUUAAUUGGAGAAAAUGUAACGCUUCCCUGUAGAGUUACUUCGGAGCCUAAAGGGACUGUUACUUGGCAGAAAGACGGACAUAUUCUAACCACUGAUAAUAGACUUAUAAUACUCGAUGAUGAAUUGAGUUUGCUACAGGCUCAAAUAGAGGACAAGGGCACUUACGUGUGCACAGUAACUAAUCCAGCUGGUUCAGCAAGCAGAGCUGUAGCUUUGGAUGUCUCAGCUAUUCCUACCAUUUUGGACACUCAAGAAAACAUGAUCACACUACAAGAAGGUGAAGAUUACAAGAUACCAUGCACUGCGAGUGGAACGCCCAAUCCAGACAUCAAAUGGAAAAGAUUUAACAAAACAUUUUCUGCUGGAUAUCAUGAUGAGGAAAUAUUUAUCCUAGCUGACAAUAGCGUGAUUUUGAGAAGUGUUACCCCAAAAAUGGGAGGAACAUAUGAGUGCAUUGCUGAAAAUAAAGCAGGAUCUGCAACAAGAGAAUACACUCUCACUGUAAACGUGCCGGAUCUGCCUACUGGAGAACCCGAUGUUCCUGUUGUUAAUGUGGAAGUGGUCGAGUCCGAUGUUGCUUUGUUAGAAUGCCCUCUUCCCUCAUUGUCUCCUCCAGAAUGGUUGAAGGAUGGCACCGAGCUUGUAAAUCUUCAUAACGAGAGAGCAGAUGAAGCACACUUUGCUCUCAUGGACCGCCAGAGAAUUGUAAGAAUCCCGGAGAGUCGUAUCUCAGAUUCUGGAGACUACACUUGCCUUGUUGAGAACAACGAUUUAGAAUCAGAUACGGCAAUAGUUAGACUGAAUGUUGUGGCAGCCCCAUCAUUUGAGCAGGAAGUUUAUGAGCCACAUGUCACAGUCAUUGAAGGAGAGAAGUUAGUUUUAAGCUGUACAGCCCGAGGGAACCCUCAGCCCAAGGUGCAAUGGCAGUUUUUGAGUAAAGCCACUCCCAUCACCGAGUACACAUUUCCUGGAGUUUACUUUGAGCAACCUUUCAAGCAGAAUCUAGUCAUUCCACGGACAAAUCAUUCUCGACAUGAAGGACAUUAUCAGUGCAGUGCCACUAAUAAACUUAGCACUCAGAUCCGAGAUUUUCAUGUGGAAGUUAUUCGAAUUCCAGUGAUUAAAGAUUCAUCAAUAGAAGAAAAUAUUACAUCUAGUUCUCAAGAUUCUCCUGUAUUGAAGUGCAGUAUAUCUAGUCAUCCAACUCCAGAGGUAACAUGGUUGCACAAUGGGACUGCCAUCUCACCAAAACCUGUCAUUUUGCUUGAGAAAUUAAAUAAUGAUUUCAAUACUUAUUUCUAUACCGUGAAUCUAUCCCAGACUGGGAUAGGACGUUACACAUGCUUGGCAAGCAACAAAGCAGGAGUGGCUGAAAAAAACUUUUUUGUAACUCGAAGUUGAUUUAAGUGAUCAUGUAUCACUUUAUUUAUUUUUGUAGGCUUAGUACACCAUCAAUUUGUAAAA